UACAAUGACGUCCUAUCGACAAAUGUCUUCCAUUUCGCUUGACUGCUUCUCCCGUGUCCUUUCCUCUCCUGUCUAGUCCCCCUCACAUACCAAAUAUCAUGGCGUCCGCAGACUCCCUCCGCCAGCGCAAGCCUGUUGAAGGCGUAACCUCCAAUGGAAAACCCACUAAUACACCUCGCGAGGAGGAGGACGACUCCAAACGGAAGCGUGCUGAGUCAGACCUCGAUCUGGAGCCCAAUAUUUGGGUCCUAAUAUGGAUGAUUGUUGUCUUCAUGACUGGCAUUUCCUUGACCUUCUACUACAAAUUCGACAAUCGCAACCAAGGCCCUUUUGCUGCCUACAUCAAUGAAAAGUUUCCCGUCGUAGACCGCACACUGAACAACUACGCUUUGGGCAAGAAAGAGGCGCCGCUGUUUGGCGCAGCAGCAGCAGAGACUACGGGACUGCUCAGCUUGACCGAGGAGGAGCUGAAAGAGUUCGAUGGCAGUGACCCCGAGAAACCAAUCUACCUCGGCAUCAACGGCACCAUCUUCGAUGUUUCUGCCAGUCCAGCCUUCUACGGACCAGGUGGUCACUACAACCACUUCGUCGGGAAAGAUGCCACUCGAGCCUGGAUUACGGAGUGUUGGGACGAGCCGGAACAGUUCACAUGGAGACUGGACGACGUGGAAGUGAUGUUCAUGCCCAAGUACAUGGAUGAAAUGCUCACCGACGUCGGCGAGGGAGAUUUCGAAGGAGAUUUGGGCGCUAUGGGCGCCAUGCCGCAGGAAAUGCUCAAGACCAUGGCUGAGAAGGCGCUUGCACGAUUUGGAAAAGUGGGACCAAAAAUGAGGGCUAAGAGACGGAUCACAGACAAGGAGGAGGCCGAUGCGAAGGUACAAGAGACUCUGGCGCACUGGGUGAACUUCUUCGCGAACAACAAGAAGUAUGAGACUGUGGGCAGGGUGAUACUCGAUGAGAGUCUUCCUGCUCCACCAGCGCCAUGUAAGAAGGCCAUGGAGAAGCGACCACUCAAGGGCGGUAAGCUGGAAUCCCUGAUGGGCUCCAUGGGCAACCUGAUGGGAGGCGCUGGUGCUGGCGCUGAUGCAGCAGGAGCUGGAGCAGGAACGGGAGCGAAGACGGGAGAAAUGCCGGCAGCUGUCAGAGAGCAGAUCGAGAAAGCGAAGAAACAGGCCGCAGCCGCAAAGGAUGGCGCUGCCGAGGGCGCUGAGACUGUCGGACAAAAAGUCAAGGACACUGCAGACGCUGCAGCUGAUACCGCCGAAUCUGUGAAGGACGAGGCUGGCAAGAAAGCACAGGCUGCAACGGACGCUGCUGGGGAGGGCGCUGAGGCUGUCAAGGAAAAGGCCAAGGCAGCCGGCGAGAGCUACGAGUCAGUCAAAGACAAGGCGCAAAAAGUAAAGAAUGAAGCGGUCAAGCAGGCCGCGGAGGGCGUGGCUGCAGGCGCUGAGAAGGUCAAGCAGAAGGCGGAGGAGGUCAAGGCUGGCCAUGAGGAGUUGUGAGUGAUAUCAAUGACAGUGGGACGAGCUCGGCAGCUGUAGAUAGUCAGGCGGUAUCUGGAUAUCUUGUAUCAAAAAUGUACUGGACAAGCUUCAUCUUGCAUUCGACUUAUGUUACAGAGCUAUGAAUACG
This is a messenger RNA of Sphaerulina musiva SO2202, 1632 nucleotides long. RefSeq lists its product as uncharacterized. The record is from RefSeq and is a predicted model, not a curated record. The coding region runs from base 99 to 1502 and encodes 467 amino acids. The transcript has a single exon. Gene Ontology annotation, cellular component: membrane; endomembrane system. NCBI's taxonomy places the organism in Eukaryota, Fungi, Ascomycota, Dothideomycetes, Mycosphaerellales, Mycosphaerellaceae.